UCAAAAUGCAUUAGUACAUCAUUCAAGGUCAUUCAUCCGAAAACGUGUCCAAAUGUCAUUCAAAACGACUUCCGGUAUUGUUGAUGACGCAAUCAGGAUGUAGGCGUUACUGUUUAGAUUAGCCGGCGAGCUAGCUUACCUGGAGCAUUACAGCAGAUGCAACUUUUGGGAUUUUUCGAGAAUGGUUUUUGCCCUUAAUUAUAUUUUAGCCUUGUUGCAUUCACAGUGUUUUUAACAGUGUAGCGGUGUGUGUUUCUGUGUGAGAGUGAGAGAGGAUGGAGGACGACCUGGUGUGCGAGUACGACUCGACCUGGGACACCGAGAGCGACGGAGACGAUUUUGGGACAGAGAACACGACGCGGCGCGCGUGUCCGGACAAAAACAAAAAAGCAAAGGCCGGCUUUUGGUCCAGUUCCUCCUCGAGAAAUCUCCGGGCAGCCAAAGACAUGCAGAACUACAGACACUGCUAUCCGAACCUCAUCGAUGAAGACUGUACGGAAGACAGGAUGCCGAAUUUAAAGUUCUAUCUAAACGAAAUAAAGUCGUCUCCUGACGACGUGUCCAUCGAGACGUUUCACAGCGAGUGGAAGUCGGACUAUAAAAGACUUGAAAGAGUUCAUUCGUACAUUCAGUGGUUGUUUCCUCUGCGUGAGCCGGGAGUGAAUUACCUGGCUACCGAGCUGACCAAGAAGGAAAUCCAGGCAUUUCGAGAGAGCGAAGAGGCAAAAAGGCGUCUGGUUGAUUCCUACGAGCUCAUGCUGGGUUUUUAUGGCAUCCAGCUGAUGGACAGAGAAACCGGCGAGGUGAGACGCGCCGAGAACUGGAGGGAACGCUUCGCUAAUCUGGAGCGGAACAUGCACAACAACCUGCGGAUCACGCGCAUCCUGAAAUGUCUGGGCGAGCUCGGCUUCGAGCGUUACCAAGCUCCGCUGGUGCACUUCUUCCUGGAGGAGACGCUGGUCAAGAAGAACCUGAGCAGCGUCAAGCGCAGCGUGCUCGACUAUUUCUUGUUCGCCGUGCGCAACAAACACAAACGCCGCGAGCUGAUCAGCUACGCCUUCCAGCACUUCGAGCCCAAAGACAAGUUCGUGUGGUGUCCGAGAAGAAUCCAGAAACGCUUCAAGAAGAAAGCGGAGGCAAAGAGGCCGGACUCGCCGAGUAGAAACAAGAGAGACGAAGAGAAACGAGAGGAAGACGAGUCGUCACGCCCCGAAGGUUCGUCGGUCGACCCAGAACCGAGAGACGGCGGUUCUUCGGUGGAUCCGUUACCUCUGGACAACGACGACCAUAACGGAAAUAUGGACCACUCGGGUAGCGAAACGAGCACCGUUAAAAGCGACGAAGAAGAAACCCCGACGAAACCGGCCGAGAACACGUCGUCUAAAUCGGAUCCGGACACGACCCAGGUCAAGGACGACGAAGAACCCAAGAACGUUUCGUCAUCUCCGAAAGGAACGAGUCUGGGACAGCAAGUCUCUGAAAGCCCCAAACACAGCUUGAAGUCCUCGCCGCGUACCGAACGUGCGGGAAAACUCGCCAGAACCAAGGAGAACUCCGUUUUCGGAAUUUCCGAUCAUUUUAAAUCUCUGGCAGACACGAGUUCCACGAGCUCGCCGGAGAAACUCGUCCCUUUGGACGCAAAAGACGUAGAGAAAACGAACGGCGUGGACACGGGUGAGCUGAUGGACGUCGAGCCCAGUGGCGAGGAUUCUUUAAAAAAAAGUCUUUGAGCGGAUUAGCAUGUAGACAGCGGACAGUGACUUUGGAAGAACGAACAC
Messenger RNA from Ictalurus punctatus (channel catfish), 1778 nucleotides. RefSeq names its product opioid growth factor receptor (gene ogfr). Gene Ontology annotation, molecular function: opioid growth factor receptor activity. The coding region runs from base 276 to 1730 and encodes 484 amino acids. The record is from RefSeq and is a predicted model, not a curated record. Lineage: Eukaryota; Metazoa; Chordata; Actinopteri; Siluriformes; Ictaluridae. The transcript has 7 exons. Gene Ontology annotation, cellular component: membrane.